This is a messenger RNA of Hippocampus zosterae (dwarf seahorse), 4377 nucleotides long. RefSeq names its product myotubularin 1 (gene mtm1). The record is from RefSeq and is a predicted model, not a curated record. Gene Ontology annotation, molecular function: phosphatidylinositol-3,5-bisphosphate 3-phosphatase activity. Gene Ontology annotation, biological process: negative regulation of autophagosome assembly; muscle cell cellular homeostasis; mitochondrion distribution. The coding region runs from base 166 to 2007 and encodes 613 amino acids. The transcript is spliced from 16 exons. NCBI's taxonomy places the organism in Eukaryota, Metazoa, Chordata, Actinopteri, Syngnathiformes, Syngnathidae. Gene Ontology annotation, cellular component: plasma membrane.
UGGGCGCCAUGACAGCCCGGCACAUGACGUCGGUGGGCUGAAGAAAGUUCCUGGCGGCCAACAGCUCGACGGCCCCCCACGGGAGAAACGCGCUUUGCGGAUUAAGAAAGAUUGUGAAAGACCCCUUGAUACCUUCUUCGUGUCCUUCAGCCUGUGGAAAAGUGAAUGAUGGCCUCACCGGUCUCUGUCUACAACUCCAGCGUCUUGGAUGCGCACAUCUCCAGUCCCUCCAGAGAGUCUCUGAAGAUGGAGUUGUUGGCCGAUGUCACCCUGCUGCCCGGAGAAGAGAGAAUCAUAGACAAGGACAUCAUCUACAUCUGUCCGUUCAAUGGCGCCAUCCAAGGCAAAGUGUUGAUCACCAACUACCGAGUCUACUUCAAGAGCUCGGAUGCAGAUGUGGCAGUGACACUGGAUGUUCCUCUUGGUGCCAUCAGUCGCGUGGAGAAAAUGGGCGGGGCAUCAAGUCGAGGAGAAAAUUCCUACGGCCUGGACAUUACGUGCAAGGACAUGCGAAACUUGAGGUUUGCCCUGAAACAGGAGGGCCACAGCCGAAGAGACAUUUUUGAGCUGCUUUUCAAAUAUGCCUUCCCCAUCUCGCAUGGCCUGCCUCUGUUUGCGUAUGUGACUCAGGAGAAGUAUGAAGAAAAUGGCUGGAGCGUAUACAGGCCCGUUGAGGAGCUCAGGCGGCAGGGCUUACCUAACAACAAAUGGCGCAUUACGUUCAUCAACAAGAAUUACGAGCUGUGUGACACGUACCCCACCGUUCUGGCCGUGCCCUUUAAGUCGAAAGAGGAGGACCUGAGGAGAGUUGCUUCCUUCAGGUCCAGAAGCCGCAUCCCUGUCUUGUCCUGGAUCCACCGCGAGAACCAGGCGGUGAUCGCGCGCUGCAGCCAGCCGCUGGUGGGCAUGUCGGGGAAAAGGAACAAGGACGACGAGCGCUACCUGGACCUGAUCAGGGACGCUAACGACACCGCCAAGCUCACCAUUUACGACGCUCGCCCCAACGUCAAUGCCGUGGCUAACAAGGCCACGGGUGGCGGCUACGAAGGCGACGAGUACCACAACGCCGAGCUGGUCUUCCUGGACAUCCAAAACAUCCACGUCAUGCGAGAGUCCCUGAAGAAGCUCAAAGACAUCGUUUACCCCACCGUGGAGGAAUCCCACUGGCUGUCCAGUCUGGAGUCCACGCACUGGCUCGAACACAUCAAGCUUGUAUUGUCCGGAGCCAUCCAAGUGGCAGACAAAGUGUCCGGCGGCAACUCUGUAGUGGUCCACUGCAGCGACGGCUGGGACAGGACGGCUCAGCUAACAUCUCUGGCCAUGCUCAUGCUAGACAGCCACUACCGCACGCUCAAAGGACUCCAGGUGCUCAUCGAGAAGGAGUGGGUCAGCUUUGGACACAAGUUUGCGUCCAGGAUAGGUCACGGUGACAAGAACCAUGCCGAUCAAGACAGGUCGCCCAUCUUUGUCCAGUUUAUGGACUGCGUAUGGCAGAUGACCAAGCAGUUCCCCACGGCCUUCGAGUUCAACGAGCGCCUCCUGCUGACCAUCCUGGACCACCUGUACAGCUGUCGCUUCGGGACCUUCCUUUACAACUGCGAGAGUGCACGAGAUCACAAUGCCCUGCGGCAGAAGACGGUAUCUCUGUGGUCGUUGGUCAACAGUAAGACGGACGUUUAUUUGAACCCUUUCUACACGCCCGAGUCGGGCCGAGUCCUUUAUCCCGUUGCCAGCAUGCGCCACCUCGAGCUCUGGGUCACCUACUACAUACGCUGGAACCCGCGCAUCCAACAGCAGCAGCAGAGUCCGGUGGAGCAGCGUUACCUGGAGCUCUUGGCGCUCCGCGACGAGUACAUCAAGAAGCUGGAGGAGUUGGAGCUUUCCGACUCAUCGGCGCCCCCUUCGGCACGGCUGGCCAACAGCGGCUCCAGCGCCAACACCUCGUCGUCGUCCGCGUCGUCCCCCACGCAGCAGCAGCAGUACACACACCUACACACGCCCUUCUGAGGGACCCCUCUGAUGCGCACGCACACACACACGCGCGCACACCGUUCACUGCUGGUGUGUCUGUGCAGUGCUAACAAAGUACGCUAACAGGACUUUUUCUAGUUGUAUGCAAUAUGGCACCAUGCAGCCUUCUCACCGCACACAUCCACACAAACGCACACACAAGCCUUAAAGACGUUUCCUGGCUUUUAUUCCAAGGGCUUGCAAACACACACAGGUCAUGAAGCCAGCGUGCUGACUCAAGACGCACCAAAAACACACACUAUUUCAAGUUGGGGUGAGCACGCAGAGUUGAGGUGCAGCAGAAAAGGCGGCGCCACGAAAAGGUUGGAAUGCCGCUCGUCUGUUCAGUUGCCGUUUCCUGUCUCGGAUCUCGAACGAUCGCACGCGACGGUCGACGCGUUUCAAAAGAGCCUCCCUAGAGAUGCUAUGCUAACGUCAAUGUUCAGAAUGGCGUGUGACACUUUUCCUUAUGUCUUCGCAGCUUUUCCGAUUUGCAUUUGGUCCAUCAGGAGUAAUGUCCGUGACUUGAAGUCCUGCUGUCCUUUGUCGCAAUAACGGUCGUUUCCAGAGCCAAAAAGCAAAGCGGCAACGCCACCGCCGAGCUGGUCGGAUGCUCGAGUGUCGUUCAAAUGUGUGCCUUGAUUCCCCUCCGCGCUUCACGCGAGACGCCUCGUUGACAUUUUGGGGCUUCUGAACUGCGCUUUGCUUUUCAGUCAACUCGACAGGGUACGGCUCUUGCAAGCCUGUCAAUCACCAUGUCCCAAAAAAGGCCAAAGUGCUUAAGGGAACAGUCUAUAACAGUGGUCCCCAACUUUUCCCACGGCACGGACCGGUUCAUAAAGUUAGAUUUUUAAAAAAAAAAAUUUGUGGGCCUGCUACCAUCGGGGAUGGAGUGGGGAGCGCUCAUUAUCACAACUCAACACUGUUUUGAAAUUGCCUGCUUUAUAGCAUCCAUACUGAAAAUAAGAUAACUCGACAGUACUUAUAUUUUAUUCACAGGAAUUAGAUUUUCACCACAAAAUGGAGAAAGACGAACAGAGAAAAUGAAAGCGUUUUUUUAAUGAACACUAACAACCAAUGUAGAACAGUAUAAAACAACAGUGAACCACAAAAAAUGGACUCUCUGGAAUAAUGAAUCCACCUUCAAAAUGUAAACAACAGUUUUGAAAAUAUGAUCCUACAUGGCAUUAACGUCAUCGCGACUGGCAAAAAAAACAUGCAUGAUGAAAAGAUGACAAGAUUGAUCGCUGCGUCGUUCCAUUGGCCGCACGGCUAUUUAGUAGCGGCUAAAAACCGCUGGCGUUUUCAUGCUUUCCGUGUCAUUACUUAUACGGCACUUGUUCAAGUGAUUCAGGAUUUUUGUCUUGACUCCACACUACUUUGGAAAUACUGCCCCACAAUCCAUAGUGAGGAGCUACAUUUGUCAAAAUGCCUUCAUCUACGCGUUUACCCGCACCUUCAAGUCAAUGUUUACGUCUUCGUAUUAAUUCCUGUCGUGAAGAUAACCGGUGCCGGGCUGCGUACCGGUGGUUGGGGACCACUGCUGUAAGAUGUUUCACGUAAAGAAACUUAAACCUUGUUUUAUGUCUGAAUACUGUCUAGAAAUUGUGACCAAAAUGUAUGCGUGUAUCUCAACUCGUGCCCAGUCCCACCUGGUUAAAUGUCCAUACGUACAAGUAUGCAUCAUGAUAUUUUGAGGUAGAAAUGGGCAGAAGUGAAGAUAUCCACAUAUAUUUUCGUCCCGAUUGAUGGCUGUUUUUGGACAGUGAGGAAUGAGGUAUCCUGUAUUAAGGCUUGUUAAACUGUCCCGGUCAAGCGCACUUCUUGUAUAACGUCAUUCAACUUCUCGUCAAGUCGCUCUUAUUUAGAGAGAAGUUCUCUUCUUGGAAGUCGUCGGACGUCCUGAAAAGCUCCCAAACAGGGUAAAUGCGGCCGAUCGAGACGCCUUCUUGAGCUUUUUUUUUUUUUUAAGGGGCGGGGGGGGGGGGGUCCACUUGAGAUGAAAAUCUCUCGUUCUUUGAUUCUUUCCUCUAAGCACCAGGAUCAGGAUGUGAUUACCUCAGUCCCAAGCUAUUUUUCGCGCCCAAGAUCGCGACUUGUAAAACACAAUCAUUUAUCGAGUGACAAAUAUUUUACUUUUCGGGGGGAAAUGAAGGGAAUGUUGUUUUUUUAUCCCUUUUUUUUCUUUUUCUUUUUUUGUGGGAAGCGUUUGUAUACUACUCGACCUAACUUGAGGUGUCUUUUGUGGUUAGCUUCCUUUGCUGCUCUUCGUUUUUCACAAAAGGGAAGAAGAAAACGAGCGCCAUCAAUCCUCUCUACAAUAUCUUGGUUCUGUAAAUAUUACUGAUUAAAUUAAUUUAAGAUGGA